GAAGUCCUGUGCCUACAGAGGCCAUUGGUGUGGUUGUGUGUUGGAAUAGUUAUGUUCUGUGGCCGCGCUUUAUGAAACCAGCGUGGUGUUCCAACAGAGAAAAACUGCACACCAUUUUGUGGCCUGCACAUCAAUCUUGAUGUUCCUUUGGGUUUUGCCCACGUUCACGGUUUUCUGAGUGGUCUUUGACAGUGCUGCUGCUUUUAGGCGUCAGUGUUGUGCCUUCCCUUUUUCUUUUUAGUGGGAACGUUCCUCUUCCCAAGGUGUGGUAAACUUAAUGUCCAAAGCCUAUGAGAAAUGGAAUGUUUCUCAGUUUUUGCACUGUUCUGUCUGUGCUGGAAAUGUCGGCAUGUACCUGAUUCUUAAGUUUAUUUUGGGUGGCCAUGCCCUCUGGGCUGCCAACGUUUUUGGCCAAUGCAUUUAAUGGGACAGCGGGUAGCCGUUAAUGCAACAGUUUUAUUAAUUGUUACCAAGAGCGUUUACACAAUUUACUUUUUUCCACUGUUGCUAUUGGACCAGGACAAAACUGUGCUGUCACUUUCCUGGUGUCUCCAACCUGUUUCACGCUACGACCUCCUUUGUUGCACUGGUGUUUGGCCAGCAAAUCCCCGCAACGGCGUUAAUACCUCUCUGGGGCAAAGACUCCCGGUAACGGUGCCUCUCACUGCAGGGCAGCCCUGGGGCAGGCAGCGCCCUGGCUAUGGGUGGUGAAGACCUCGCGCAGGCUAGCGGGCGCGCCCUGGUCCUAUGGGUGGGCCGGGCUUGGAGCGCCGUUGCUGGGCAGGUGCGCGGCUGGAGGCUCUUGUGUUGGGCGAAACCAGGCAGCGGAGGAAGGCCGGGAAUUGGAAAAGGCACAAGCCAGGCCCUGAGCUAGGCCCAGUGGAGAUGACAGUGAAGUUGGGGGACACCGGCAGCGGGGAGGAAGGGCUUAAGAAACUGGGCAAGAGAUCAGCCGAUGAGGAGUCCCUGGAAGGAGAGGGGGCCGGCGGCACAGACGCGGCCGAGGACGGCAGUGGCACAAAGAGGGACGAACCGACCUCUCGGGCCGAGGGCGCCCCCGCAGCCCCCGGAGGGCCACAAGCGCCAUCCCCACCACAGGGCAGCCCCCAGGACCAGCACCACUUUCUCAGGUCCAGCGUGCGGCCACAGAGCAAGAGGCCCAGAAAGGACGUGUCCUGCGUGGUGGGCAGUGGCCCCAGUAGCUCUGGACCUCGAGUAAAAGGAACCGACAGUGGUGGGCCAUCGUCUGGAAAUGUGUCUGGGGUUGCCCCUGCAGGGGGCUCGCGCUCUUCCUCCCGAAACAUAGGGUCUUCAGGGGCUGAGAAGGAAGAAGGCAAAAAGGUCCGGCGGCAGUGGGAGUCAUGGAGCACAGAGGACAAAAAUACCUUCUUCGAGGGACUGUAUGAGCAUGGAAAAGACUUUGAAGCAAUUCAGAACAACAUUGCUCUGAAAUACAAGAAGAAGGGCAAGCCUGCAAGCAUGGUAAAGAACAAAGAGCAAGUCCGGCACUUCUACUACCGUACCUGGCACAAGAUCACCAAGUACAUUGACUUUGACAAUGUGUUCUCACGAGGGCUUAAGAAGUCAUCCCAGGAGCUAUAUGGUCUCAUCUGCUAUGGCGAACUGCGCAAGAAGAUUGGGGGCUGUAUGGAUGACAAGAAUGCUACGAAGUUGAAUGAGCUCAUUCAGGUUGGGGCUACUACAGUACGAUACAAAGGAAGAAACCUGCGGAUCAAAGCACCCAUGUGCCGAGCCCUGAAGAAGCUUUGUGAUCCUGAUGGCCUGAGUGAUGAAGAGGACCAGAAGCCAGUGCGCCUACCCUUAAAAGUCCCUGUAGAGCUACAACCACGGAACAACCAUGCCUGGGCCCGCGUGCAGAGCCUUGCCCAGAACCCACGCCUCAGGAUGAUUGUGGAGCUGCAUAGAAAGGUCUCCAGCCUCAUUGAGUUCUUGAAGCAGAAGUGGGCACUCCAUGAAGUGCGAAUUCGGAAGACCCUUGAAGAGGGGCAGCUGCAGGGCAUGAACCCUGCGCAGAUGCAAGAGAAGGUUACACUUCACCUAUUCCCAGGCGAGAACUGCACACUAACACCGCUGCCUGGUGUGGCUCGCGUGGUGCACUCCAAGGCCUUCUGCACAGUGCACUGGCAGGAGGGUGGCCGCUGCAAGCAGAGUGCCAAGGACAACCAUUCGCUGCCCCCAGCCCAAAUCCUGGGCAUCCAAAGUGGGCAGGGUACAGCCCGGGGCCAGGUGAAGUGCCCAAGGGGCAGCACUGAAGGCAAGGGUGGGGGGCGGCCCCCUCCCACCACUGAUACUUCACAGAGCUCUGGAGAGAGUUCCCCUGAGAGUGCCCUUGGGGAGGGGGCCACCCCUAGUCUGAGCAGCCCGGAUGCUCCCGACAGGCCUCUCCUAGGGCACCAGGACUCCCUGCUGCAUCUUGAGAAAACUCCUGCAGUGCCUCCUCCAGAGGGUGGGGAUGGUCUUGCUGGAGAUCCAGGGUCCCUGCUGUGUGCCUACAGCCAGCUCCCAGACCUGGAGGACGAACUGUCACUCCUCGACCCCUUGCCCCGCUAUCUGAAGUCCUGUCAGGACCUCAUCAUCCCUGAGCAGUGCCGCUGUGCAGAUGCUCGGCCCAGGAGUGAGCAGCCUCCACUGGGCAGGGCCACCUCCCCAGAGACUCUUGUCCUCAAUGGCAGAGAAGCUGCCAACCUUGCUAUCUCUGGCCCAGACCCUCAGUCUGGUCCUGGCCCUGGAUUCCUGCUGGAUGUUUGCACUAAAGAACCGGCAGACACAUCUACAGAGGAGCCCCAGGAGAAAGGGAGCCCCUCAGAGCCUCUGUUGCCUCAGGGACAGUCUACUUCCAGGCCCCCAAAGGAAGUCCCUGCAAGCCGGUUGGCCCAGCAGCUACGUGAGGAGGGCUGGAGCCUGCAGACCUCUGAAAGCCUUACACUGGCCGAAGUCUACCUCAUGAUGGGCAAGCCAAGCAAGCUGCAGCUGGAAUAUGACUGGCUGGCUGUGUUAGGUCCUGAGGGCCAAGCCUCUGGAGGGCAGGGCCGGGCCACCCGUCCAGGCUCCCCACCUACCACCCUCCAUGAGCAGCGCCUGCUGAGCUGCCUCUUGAAGCUCAUCUCAACAGAAGUCAACCCCAAGCUGGCUCCAGAAACAAAUGCCUCAGUGAGGCCUUCCCAGGAGGAACAGUCAGCAACUCCCCCAGGGAAAGUGGUAUCCAUCAGCUCCCGGAGCCCUCGUUGUCCUCGAAACCAGUCUGCCCUCCGCAGCAGCAAGACCUUCCCACCUAGUUCCACAUCUUGCACCCCAGGUUUAAGAAACCCCCCAAGACUCUUGGUGGCUGGUCCCUCCAGCACCGGAAGCAGUGACUCAGAUGGUGGCCUCUUUGCCGUCCCUACAACAUUACCGCCAAACAGCCGACAUGGAAAGCUCUUUUCACCCAGUAAAGAAGCCGAGCUGACUUUCCGGCAGCACUUGAACUCAAUUAGUAUGCAGUCAGACUUCUUCUUGCCAAAGCCUAGGAAACUGCGAAACCGGCAUUUGCGGAAGCCAUUGGUGGUCCAGAGAACACUGCUCCCUAGACCAUCUGAAAACCAGUCCCACAAUGUGUGUUCCUUCUCCAUCCUGUCUAACUCUCCCAUAGCUGGAAGAGGCUCGUUCCGGCCCAUCCAGUCUUCUCUGACCAAAGCAGCCCUGUCUCGGCCAAUUGUGCCCAAGGUCCUUCCAUCCCAGGCCACAAGUCACCUGGCUAGUGCAAUUGACCUAGCAGCUCAAAGUGCUGGCAUUAUCCCUGGAAGCCCCUUACCAGUCUUGGAGACUGAGAGUUUAUCUGGCAUAUCUCCACUGUCCUCAGAUGAGGUGACAGCUACCAUCUCAGGUCAGGACUCCACCGGACCCCACCAGAAUGGAGACACUGUCCCCACCGCGGGGGAUUCAAGCGACCCAUUCAUCAGCCUCCCCCCAAGGCCAGAGCAGGAGCCCGUGGCAGACAAUUUCCAGGGUUCAUCUGUUCUCUCCUUGUCUGAGCUGCCUAAAACUCCUCUCCAGAAUGGUCUGUGUACACCUUUAUCCUCAUCAGAGCGCUCCAGCACCCGGCUAUCCCCACCUAAUGUUUCUGCACUGCUGGACAUCUCUCUGCCUGGCCCACCUGAGGAUGUGCUUUCACAAGGAGAGCCUGCAACACAGAUCAGCGACUCCAUCAUUGAGAUUGCAAUUAGUUCUGGCCAGUUUGGUGAAGGAGUACCUCUUUCUCCGGCAAAGCUGAAUGGCAGCGACAGUUCCAAGAGCCUUCCCUCCCCAUCUAGCAGUCCCCAGCCCAACUGGAUUGCCUCUCCCACACAUGACCCCCAGUGGUACCCCAGUGACUCCACGGAUUCCUCACUUAGCAGCUUAUUUGCCAGCUUCAUCUCACCAGAGAAGAGCCGAAAGAUGCUCCCAACUCCGGUUGGAUCUAACAGUGGCACAUCCUUGCUUGGCCCCAGCUUAUUGGAUGGAAAUUCACGGGAUUCUUUUGUGUCCAGGUCCUUGGCUGAUGUUGCAGAGGUGGUGGAUUCCCAGCUGGCAUGCAUGAUGAACGAGAACAGCAUUGAUUAUAUAUCUCGGUUCAAUGACCUGGCCCAAGAGUUGUCUAUCACUGAGCCUGGCCGCCGAGAGGCUCUGUUUGAUAGUGGUGGAAGCGGCCCUUCUGUUGGUGACCUCUCACAGUGACUGCAUCUUGUAGGGAGAGUACCAUGAAUUUUAGAGAGAAAGCUUAGUGGACUGGCUAUCCUCACCUGUGGCAGAUGAAAUCCUCUUCAAUUUAGAGGAAGAAGGCAAGCUCAGAAUCCCCAGAAGACUGCCUCUCUGACCCUGAACUUGCAACAUCCAGGAGCAGCCAUCCCAGAACCCCCCCCCUCCCAGCAAGCAGGGACCAUAAUGAACUGAGCCAGUAUGACCUUUGAGAAGGGCCAGUAUCAGGAACUGCCCUAUCUUUGUCCUGGGACCUAUCCUGAGGUCUGCUAGGCUAUCUUACACUGCCUUCACUGUGGCGUUGGGUACCCCACCAGGCUUCGUUCUGAGAGAAUGAGUGUAAUCUGCCCUAGUUGUUACAUCCUGAAAGUUGUGACCUAAGGAAGAUACCAGGAUAUUGCUUUCUGACAUUCUUUUGCUCCACUUAGCCAUUCAUUUAUAAUGGUGAAGGGGACAAUGGGUAUAACCUGGGCUCCCAUGUGGUCCACACCCUGAGAUUGCAGACACUUCAAGAGAUUCCCUGAUCAUGGCCCAGAGAAGGACCCAAGGCAGUAUAAGCAGUGCUAUCUCCUCAGAAUACUGCUUCUACCUUAGUGAUUCCCCCACUAGAAGUUCUGUCCCGACUGAUACAACAGGAAGGGGAAAGGAAAUCAUGUCUUAUGCAGGUUGCAUGGAUGUUUUCUGGAUCAUAUUAAGCUGGUUGAAAAUGUAUUGUUUUUAAGAACUAGGAGAUAUAGAUAAGAACAGGAUUUUGUUUUCUCUGGGUCCCUAUGCGGGUUCAUUCUAGGUAAUUUUUAUUUGUUUCUACUAGGCUUGCCCCAAAGCACUAAUAUGACCACAGACAAGAUUGUCUUGUUUAGCCUUUUAUGUGUUGCUGUUUGCCAUUUGAGACAGAUCUACUUCUAUAGGGAAGGUUUUGUGUUCAGUGCUUUCCUUCUGUUGGUGUUGCAUUGGUUGUCCUUCACACGUUUAAUUAAUCCCUUGCACAUGCCUUUGCCUCCCAAGUCUCAAUGAUCUUAGGAAUUAGAUAUUCAAGUAUAGUCAGAGUUCACCAAUCCAUGGAUUCUGAUGACUCCCACCUGGAACCCAAUGGUGGCCAGUUAGAAAUGAAGUUGGUCCAUAUUCAGUCUUUCUCUAGAAGGGCCCAGUAUGGUAUCCUUUUUCUCUUCAACCUCAGGAGUUUCUAAGUGUGCAAAUCACCAGUUGCAUCUUAUGUGGCAGUGUUACGGAUAGAUAAUGUUCAUGUUGCCUUCUCAUUUGUUUACCAUCUAUUCAGCAGUCAGAAUUGUUAUUUCUUGCCCACCUGGACCUGAUAUUUCCUUUGCUUCCUUCUUCUACUAUCCCUUCACUUGCAUGGUUCCCCUUAAAACCAGACCUACCUCCUUGCUUUCUGUCUCCAUCUGUAAUGAUAAAAGGAACCAGUAUACAAGGAGGGGGAAAGGUGAGUGAUGUAAAUCUCCAUCUUGUUAUCUCACUGUCCCUCCUUGAGACUAUAGACAUCAGUUAGAGGAAAUACAGCAACAUUUCUAGAAAGUAGCUUCCUCCUUUGCCUCACAUUCUUCCUGGUGCUUUUCUCCUCCAAUUCUUCCCUCCACCCUUUUUGAAGUACUAGGGAUUAAACAUAGGACCUCCACAUUGAGCUAUUUCUCCAAGCAUUUCAUUCCACAUUUCAUUUUAUAGACAGGGUCUCACUAAAUUGCCCACGUUGGGCUUGAACUUGUGAUCCUAUCUCAGCCUCCCAGAGUGCUGGAAUUACAGGUAUGUACCACCACACUCUGUUCUUUCAAAUCUUGAAAGUCUGUGCUUCAGCCCUCUGACACUCGGUAGUCCCUACGAAAAGAAGAAAUAAGAACAGGAAUAUGACACCACUUUAUUAGCUGUAUUUAAACUAGAGUAUCUUGUGUUUUGUGCCUAAUGUCAGCUUCCUGAAGUUAGUACCAUAUUGAGCUGAAGAUCGCCACAGCUCUCUGGUCUGCAGUAGGUUAGGAUUCCAGGUUGAGUUUGAGCCACUGCUAACUUCCUUAUAGUCUCAGUCUGGGGCCUGAAAUGCUGGCGUUGUGCCCAAUGGCCACAUGCACUGUGCCAGGCAGUUCUGGUCCUAAGCUACUUCCCAUCAGGCAACCAUUAUUCUAUGAUCUCUAAAAAGAGCAUAAUUCUGGAGAUCAGAAACAGCUUUCACAGGCCUUUUAUUUGGCAGGACCACCUACCCUGGCAAACAGUGAGCUUGGUAGCUGCCAAUUACAGUUGUUGUCAUUCAGUGACAUGCAGAUAAGAGGAACAAGUAAGCUCAUCAUCUCUCUUGCAUUCAAGUCUGAUGGAUUCCAGAGAUUUUUGCAGUUUCUCUAGCAGCCAAACAGGUAUUGUCAUUUGCUUGCUAUAUUGAGGGAAAAACGCUGUCUUUGUAGCAGAGAAAACAGUAGAUGUCUUUUUCUCCCAGCUUAAGUGAAUAUUUAUUUAUAAAACACAGAACUGUUAAAGGAUGGAAUUUUCAAAAGACCGAGAUGCAGAAGCUUCCCAGGUUAACAAGUUCUGCCAUUCCAGCAGAGUUGUGGUGGUAAUCCAGUGUGAAGAACUGAUAGCCUUUGUGCAUUUGAGCACAUGUGGUUGAUACAAGAUCAAUUUCUUAGAAAAAUCUUUCCCUAAUCUAAUUUUUCUGCAACCUUUUUGCUGAUUCAUCUUUUUGAACGAUUGAAACCUAGUGUUUCUGGUGUCAGAGAAGUUGGUGUUUAACCUUUAUUGUGAAUACAUAGUAGUGAGCAUUCCAUCCUCAAGAAGUCACAGAGCCAUGUUGAAGUUCAUUUUUCCAUAUCCUGUAAGUUAGGCUGUUGGUCACAGAAUAGGCAUUUUUGGAGAGAUUUCAUCAGUUUCUCAAGCCUGGUUUUCCACACCUCCAUGUCUUAGUUUUGGACCCCUGUUCAUUUUCAUUCUGUAUGGUGGCCUCACUGCUGGAGGAGGUCCUUUUCAACUUACUAGUAUCUGUAAUUAUACUACACAAUUGAGUCCAGAUUUAUCCUGCAGGAGCCUGAAACGUGAGGAGGGACACAGUUAUAUCUCCUUUUUAGAUACUAAUGUCUGCCGUGCACAAUCGCCUGUGUGGCAAGUGUGAGGUUGUGAGUUCGAUCCCUGGUACCAAAAAGUAAAAAAAAAAAAGUAUCUAGAUACUGAGGCUGUGAGGCGAUACAGCACUUUCUCUUCAAGGGGAAACAAAAAGAAAAAAUUCAAAAAGGAAUUGUACACAGUACACUUUUCUGAGCUUACAGAACUCUCCCAAUCUCCCAGUAACUCCUUGGUCCUGAUAGGUUAAUCCAGUUCUAGAAGCACUACACCAAUCCACCCCUGGACUGUCAGAUGGGAUUCCUGGUUGUAGCCUGCAGUGUGGGCCACAGAACCCCAGUGCUGUUUGCUUUAAUAAUCGUUAAGCCAUAUCAUCUAAGGUUUCUGGCUUGUUUGAGAUGUGAAUUUGUUUUAUAGAUUAUAAAUAUACAUAUACAGUGUAUGUAUAAAGCAGAAUGCCUGUCCUGAUUAUUUUUUGUACCAUAUUGUAAAUUAUAUUAUUUAUUCUUUACCAAUUUUGGGAAUAAAAGGUGUUUUGGUUAUUUAAUAUAAUAAAAGCUGGUAAACUGUAAAUUUCCAGUGCAACUUGUAAAUGUUUUUAUUGUGCAUAAAUACAUACUAAUACUUGAUUUAACAA
This is a messenger RNA of Cavia porcellus (domestic guinea pig), 8425 nucleotides long. RefSeq names its product cramped chromatin regulator homolog 1 (gene Cramp1). Bases 748 to 4713 code for a protein of 1321 amino acids. The transcript is spliced from 21 exons. Gene Ontology annotation, cellular component: nucleus. Lineage: Eukaryota; Metazoa; Chordata; Mammalia; Rodentia; Caviidae. The record is from RefSeq and is a predicted model, not a curated record. Gene Ontology annotation, molecular function: chromatin binding. Gene Ontology annotation, biological process: pattern specification process.